AGUUUCAGCCGUGAGCCCCCAAAGAGUGUUUGUGUCUUCUCGCGGGAAAAGGGCUAGGGACGCGCUCUACCCGCAGAUCUGGACUCCACCGGCUUCCGACGACCAGCAGGGACUGAGAGUCAGUGAGCCGCCCCAGGAGGACUGGUCCGGGUCUCAUCGGUGCACCAUGGCCGCAUCCGCACGCCGUCUGUGCCACAUCGCCUUCCAAGUGCCCGUGGGGCAGCCCCUCGCCCGGAACCUGCAGCGCCUCUUCGGUGCGGGAUGCACAGGGCGCCGCUACCUACGCCGUAGUCAGCUCGCCCGCGGGCAACCUGAGCCUGACCCUGCUAGAGCGCGCGGACUACCGCGGGCCCUUCCUGCCCGGCUUCGAACCGGUGUCCUCCGUGCCGGGCCCCGGCUGGGUCAGCCAUGUGGACCACUUGACCUUGGCCUGCAACCCAGGCAGCUCCUCCACUCUCAUGCGCUGGUUCCAAGACUGCCUGGGCUUUCGUCAUUUGCCGCUGAGCCCAGGUGAGGAUCCGGAGCUGGGCCUCGAGGUGGCGGUAGGGCCGGGGCGCGGGGGACUGAGACUUACAGCCCUGCGUUCCUGCCCGGAGGGCGUUGUCCCCACCCUCGUGCUGGCCGAAUCCCUUCCUGGGGCCACCAGCGGGCCGGAUCAGGUGGAGCAGUUCCUGGUCCGACACAGGGGGCCGGGCCUGCAGCACGUGGGGCUGUACACACCGAACAUCGUGGAGGCCGCCGAGGGCGUGGCAGUCGCCGGGGGCCAGCUUCUGACUCCUCCCGAGGCAUACUACCAGCAGCCAGGCAGAGACCGGCAAAUCCUGGCUGCAGGGCAGGAGCCCAGUCUCCUGGCCCGACGGGGAAUCCUGCUAGAUGGCGACAAAGACAAAUUUCUGCUUCAGAUUUUCACCAAGUCCCUCUUUGCUGAAGACACCUUCUUCCUGGAGCUGAUCCAGAGGCAGGGGGCCACAGGCUUUGGCCAGGGCAACAUCAGGGCCCUGUGGCAGUCUGUGCAGGAGCAAGGUGCUGGUGGCCCGGAAGCCUGAGGAGGGCCAGAGCUAGUGUAGCCCAGGGGCCAGGUGUGGCCCAUCUCCUCAGUACCUGCCAGAAGUUGAGUCUCAUUGGGUUCUGCUGUAGUUUGGGUGUCCCCCAAAUUCACAUCGGGACUUAAUUGUACUGUAAAGGUAUCAAGUGAAAGCUUCAUCCCUUCAUUGUGUCCCUCAGUGACCAAGGCCUUCGGGUGUGAUGAGGACAUUAGUGCAGGACCCCUAUGACUGCUGGGUUUAUAAGCUGGGAAAGGAGCCCAGAACAGGCCGAAAACCUGGGGACAGCCACUCUGCUCCAGAUGCUGCUCUCUGCCAUGUUGUAGCUUGGCCAGAUGCUGGCCCCUUUGACCUCCAAACUGAACUGAAUAAACCUCUUCU
Messenger RNA from Tupaia belangeri chinensis (Chinese tree shrew), 1424 nucleotides. RefSeq names its product 4-hydroxyphenylpyruvate dioxygenase like (gene HPDL). NCBI's taxonomy places the organism in Eukaryota, Metazoa, Chordata, Mammalia, Scandentia, Tupaiidae. Gene Ontology annotation, molecular function: 4-hydroxyphenylpyruvate dioxygenase activity. The record is from RefSeq and is a predicted model, not a curated record. Gene Ontology annotation, biological process: aromatic amino acid metabolic process.